GGCUUGAAUGCCAUCCUUCAUCUGGACACCCGGGGUAGGUGGGUGAGCCUGACCUAAGAGGACGCCACCAUGUGCUCCGUAGCGGGACUGCCGUCACCUGGUUCAGAACUGACGUUGCUGGUAUCCAGGGUGAACGCCAGUCCUCUCUGUAAUAUGGUCGAAUUCUGGGGGAACUUCAGAAAGGACAAGAAGCACAUCUACGACCUGCUGCGAAGAGAGGUUCAGUGUUACGGAGAGAGAGAGAGAAGCCGAUUUCAAGAGAGAGAAGGAAACCAAGGAGAUCAAUGCUUGGUCCAGGUAUUCGACACAUGGUACAGAGCACGUGUAGUGUCGCGUACGUCAUCUGAUUACAGUGUGUUUCUGUUUGAUGAGGGCAGGACACUGAAUGUUAAAGCCAACACAUUAGCUUGGGGUGAUGACGAACAUUUUGUUUUACCUCCAGAGGUGGAGUUAUGCGUCCUUGCCAAUGUCUUACCGUUGUCUACGGACAAAUGGUCUCCAAUGGCCUUGGAAUUCCUGAGAUCCCUUUGUGGCAAGACCGUAAAUGCAUACGUCCAGGAUGUCUUUGCUUCUCAGCGUGCACAUGUUCUUGACAUCCCCAGUGUUUCGCGGCAAAUGUUGGAAAUGGGUUUUGCCAAGAAGCUGCCUCCAGAGAGGUUCAGAGAGUUUGUUGUGGCUUGUUUAAACCCUCCAGGCACUGACUCAUCCCCAAGCCCUGCUGCCAGACAAAUCAGCCCAACCCAGACAAGUGACAAAUUGUCACAACCCAGACAAGUGGAAAUGCCGCUAACAUACUUGUAUCCAGAGUUGCAAACUGAAAUGGUGGAAACAGUCACAGUGACAGAGGUCACAAACCCCUCACGGAUUUUUUGCCAGCUGAGAGUUUUCAGUCAAGAACUGAAGAAGUUGACAGACCAGAUCACCAAGCAUUAUGAGGACAGGAUAGCCACUGGUCCACCACCGAGAACAUUAGGAUCACCGUGUGCAGCUAGAGGACCAGAUGGCAAGUGGUAUCGAGGAGUCUUGCAGCAAGUCAUGGCGGCAACCAAUGUGGCAGAGGUGCUGUACGUGGAUAGUGGGAAGAAGCAUUUCACUCCACUUGACGGUGUAAGACAUCUGGCAGCAGAGUUUUUCAGAAUGCCCGUCGUAACCUACAUGUGCUCGCUCCUUGGAGUUGUUGACAAAGGAGUUGGGUGGACUGCUUCGCAGAUUGAUUUUCUGAAGUCCCUCUUGAUGAACAAGACACUGAUUGCCAAGUUUGAGUAUCAAAAUCUGUCAGAAGGUGUUCAUUAUGUCACCCUCUUUGGAGUUGGGAGCAAGAACCUCAACAAAGAAUUUGGUACACAUGCAGAGUGCCUCAUGGAAUCCGAGAAAAUUGGCGUGGACUUCAGCAUUAACAAGCAGCCAUCACAGAGACCCUCUCCAUCUCCCUGUGGUGAGGUACUUGACAGCAAAACAAGCAUGCCUGAGGAGAUUGUCUCUGUAAACUCAACACAAAAGGCAGUUGUGCAGUAUGUCAAAAAUCCGACUGAGUUUUGGGUGCACAUUCAGAAGCAUGCAGAGGAAUUUGACCAGCUUAUGAAUGAUAUGGAGCUGUACUACAAGUCAGAGGCAGCAGUGGGAUUCACACAAAAUCCACAAGUUGGUGUCUGGUGUGCAGCACUAUCAGAGGAUGGCACUUACUACAGAGCCAAAGUUCAAACAGUAAAUGGCAGACAAACUUCCAUCUUUUUCAUCGACUAUGGAAACACAGAGAUUGUGGAUAUUCAAAACCUACGUCAGCUGCCUUCCAAGUACCAGAUGUUACCACCUCUAGCAGUGAAAUGUUCUCUGACUGGGAUCAAACCUGAAUGCAAUGGCUGGAGUACAGACGCACUGAAUUUUUUCUCUGAUUCGGUCGUAGACAGACUUCUUGAUCUACACAUUGUUUCCAAGAUUGAGGACAAAUACACCGUCCAGCUGUCUGACCCAGACCGGAAAAAUGAGAAGGACAUCUCCAAUCUGUUGUGCAGUGCUGGGAUGGCUCUAAAAGCCACUGACCAAUGCAAAACCACCAAGGUGGUACCAUCAAGAAAUGCCACAUUGGUCCCAAAGGCAGGCAGGUCGGUCUUCAAGGAGUGCCUGUUCACAAUUGGAAGUUCAGUAGAAGUCACUGUGUGUCAUAUUGACAGUCCAAGUGACUUUUGGUGCCAGGUUGCGAGCAGUAGAGGACAUCUGACGUUGCUUAUGCAAGACAUUCAAAGACGAUACACAGGCAGUGAGUACCAGGAAUUCGAUGACACCGCUUGUGUCGCUCUGCAUCCUGAAAGGGGAAUGUGGUACAGAGCUUUGAUCAUCUACAGACAUCAGACCCCUCAUGUUGAUGUAGUCUUUGUUGACUAUGGACAAACCAGGAAAGUUCCUCUGCACGACCUGCGCCCCAUCAUGCCAUCCUUUUUGAAUUUGCGUGGUCAAGCAUUUCGAUGCAGCUUGUACAACCUUGUUCAGUCAUCAUCUAAGGUCUCUCAUGAAUGGGAUUCGAAUGCAAAACAUCUGUUCAAACAGUUUGUGGAUAAUGCGCAAGCCAUGCACAUUAUUCUGAAGUGCACCGUUUAUGCUGUGAUGUUUGACAAGCAGGGAGUGGUGUACAACGUAGUUGACUUGGAAACUCCAUUCCAGAGCGUGUGCAGCCAGCUCGUUCAGUCAGGACUGGCUGUACGCUGCCCACAGAAGAAGUCUGCUGUCCCAUUUCAUUUGAACACGUACUUCUACUCGACACACAAUAUCAAAAUGGGGUCUGAAGAGGAGCUGGUUGUCACUGCAGCCAAAGGUGUGAAUCAGUUUUACUGCCAGCUCAGUAGAGACUCUGAGGUGAUGCAAGACCUAACUGACAAAGUCAACGACCUUUGCAAGCAGCUGCAGUCUGUCCAGUGUCCAAUGAACUUUGGAACUGUCUGUUUUGCCAAAUACACAGAUGGCGAAUGGUACAGAGGGAAAAUAUUAUCCACCAACCCAUCCAUUAUGGUCCACUUUGUGGACUACGGAAACGCUGUCGAAGUUGACAAAUCAGACUUGCUUCCAGUCCCCAUUGAAGCUGGUGAUGUCAUGGCUAUACCUGUCCAAUCCAUUGAAUGUGGACUUUCUGAUGUCCCUGACGAUGUCCCAAGUGAGGUUGAUGCCUGGUUCAAUAAUUAUGUCGUCGACCACCUGCUGAAAGCAGUCAUUGUGGCAAAGGAACCAAAUGGGAAGUUAUUGGUUGAGCUAUAUGAUGGAAACACCCAAAUUAAUGGCUUGUUGAAACAAAAGUUUGCCUCAGAGCUGAGGAGAAAACCAGAGGCUGUCGUCGAACAAGAGACAAAAGCCACUGCGGAAAGGGAUUUUGCAAGGGUUCAGAAGGCACCAGCCGAUUAUGACUGGCGGAAGAGACCCAGUCAGGACGGUCAACGUGGAGAUGGUGAUGUAAAGCCCAAAACAAAGGUGCAGUUUUAUGAUGCAUGGCAAAAGCAACACACCGCCGCACCAAUCACGGAAAGAGGAGAUUCAUGGAGAAGUUCAACCAAGAUGGAGUCAAAAGUACCAGUCAGUGACUUCAGUGAACAUCCACUCAAUAGAGGAGAUUGCCAAAGCUUUGGCAAGCCUCAUUCAAGUGCACUGGCCAGCUACGAGCGCCAUGGACAGCUGAAAUCUGAUUCACACAACAAAGAAAAUGAAAAUGAAGAAACCUGGUUGGAAGAGGAAAAGGCUUCUACUGAUAAAUCUGAAAAGCAACACAUCACCCCACCAAUCAUGGAAAAACGAGAUUCAUGGAGAACUUCAACCAAGAUGGAGUCAAAAGUACCAGUCAGUAACUUCAGUGAACAUCCGCGCAAUAGAGGAGAUUGCCAAAGUUUUGGCAAGCCUCAUUCAAGUGCACCGGCCAGCCUCGAGCGCCAUGGACAGCUUAAAUCUGAUACACAAAACAAAGAAAAUGAAAAUGGAGAAACCUGGUUGGAAGAGGAAAAGCCUUCUACCGAUAAAGCUGUAUCUCGUCCCACAGAAUUCAAAGUAGGAUCUCGUAAACCUGAAAAACAUGAGACUCCAGCUGUACGAGCAUCCCAGAUUCUCCCAAAAUUAUCUGAUCUCCCAUCAAAGAUGAUCGCACCAGGGAUGGAGGUGGAAGUGUUUGUUUCACACUGGAACAAUCCAUCGAGUUUCUUUGUUCAGCUCGUCUCUGAUGAAGAUAGCAUUAACUCCCUAAUCUUUAAUGACCAAGAUACUACAUCAAUCUCCACAAAGGAUAUCCAGGAAGGAGCCUUGGUCAAAGCAGAGUUUGCAGAUGACCAGUCAUGGUACCGUGCUGUUGUAAAGGCUCACAUCGAUAGUGAUUCAUAUCAGGUGGAGUUCAUUGACUUUGGCAAUGGUGCCCAUGUGUCCUCCUCAAAAAUCUGCAGACUUGACCAGUCCUCCCUAGACCAUCCCAGAUUAAGUAUCCAGUGCUGUCUGCGUGGAUCCAUGAUCUCAGGGAGUGAGAAGUUUUCAGAUGCCCUCAAAACUGAGAUUGAUGAGAUCGAUGGAGCGUUAAAGUGUACAUUCAUUCAAGAAAGCAAAACUGGUUGGGAGGUGUCCUUGGUGGCAAAUGGCAAGAGGCUUGAAGAUCGCUUGCACACAACAACUUCAGCUAUAACGUCAGUUUUGCCAAUCGAAAAAAGAGAGAGUGCCGUUCAAGAUAAUGUGUUCCUCAAAGAUGCCAUUCCAGUUAUCAAUGCUGCUGUUUUGUACAAGAAGGCUGCCUUAUCUAAGGGACAAACUUUAGAUGUGUUUGCCUCCUCUAUAAGUGGACCUGAGGACUUUUGGUGUCAGUGCUCAGUAGCAGACAAACUACAGGAGCUUUCUGAACUUGCUCAACAUGCUGGUAAUGACGCCACACACAAGUCUUUGGACACUGUGUCCAUCCAAGCUGGGAAUGCUUGCUUGGCUCUCUUUUCUGAUGACGAACAGUGGUAUCGAGCUGAAAUUCUGUCAAAAGAAGGUGACUCCGUCUCUGUUCUCUUCAUUGACUACGGCAACGAAUCACAUGUCAACACUAGCAACACAAAAGCUCUCCCUAUGCAGCUACAAGAGAUUCCCCCUCAAUCAUUUUUGUGUCAGCUGGAUGGUUUUGACCCCUCUCGAGGUUCCUGGAAAGAGGAUGCAGCUGACCAGUUUUUGGAGCUAGUAGAUGAUAAACCUCUGAAAUUGACCAUUCUGCAACCCAUUGAACUGGAAAAUGGGAAGGUGUCAUACAUGGUCAGGGUUGAAUGUGAAGGCCAAAUUCUCAAUGAGUUAAUGAAGGAGUACUGGUGUUCAUCUGCUAGUGGCGGGUCUAUUGAAACCAGAGAUCCCACUUCACCUGACCCAGAAGCUGAUAUUCCCUCUCACCCUCUUACCUCUGAGUUGAAGUGUGUACCUGUCUCUGAAGAACUUGCUUGUAGAGUGGAGGAUUUGUCACACAACACCUCCGAUGGCCUAGUACCUGCACCAGAAGCCCAGAGAAAUGUGCACACAUUCCCAGUAACAUUGGAUGAGAAUGCUAACGUCACUGUGCUGCCAGUCAUUGAAUCUCCCUGCAUUGAAGAAGGGCCUGAGCAAGAAUCUGUGGACACCUCCAACCAAGAAGAGUCAGUCAGGUCUCUCACACAAUCUGCUGCUUACCCUCUGGCUAAAGCGUUUGUCCAAGAACUCAUCAGUGAUGCUGUUAAUUGCUCAGUGCAAAGCUCUGUUCAGGAUGAUUCAGAAAGACCUCCAAUGAGCACUGCAUCCAUUAUACAGCAGGACUUGAACCAAGCCACUGAAAUACUUUGCAUUGACAAAAGCAGUGAGGAGACUUCCACUUUGCCAGGGAUAGAAGGAGAUGGUGAAGAAAGAAGCAACCGUGCAUGUGGAGACAGACUUGUACAGGCAGAUGAGACAACUCCAGCAACUGACGACGAGAAAACUCCUGAAGCUAGCGGAAGUGCUCUUGAAGAGGAUGCUGCUGUUGGUGUUGUAGAGUCUGAUCUUGGCAAGCUGCAAAGAGCUGUUGGUGUUCAGGUUGGAGCAGAGUGCAUCAUCCGAUCCCAAGCCACCCAGACCUGGUGCCGUGCAAGUGUACUGAACAUUUCCAAAGAGACUGUCUUGGUGGUGUUGCAAGACCAGGACUCUCAGGUGACGGUCGAUCCUCAAAGCGUCUUUGAAGUCGUUGAAGAGGGACAGACGGAGAAUUCGACUGUACACACGGAUGCUGCCCACUCGGAUAAUCUUACCCAAGCUCUGGCCAAAAACUGCGACCAUACCAGUUAUGCAGUGGAUCUCCCACUCCCUGAAGAACAGCCGGAGGAGUUUGACAGCUCUUUGGAAAUGUCAGGCAGCGUGGACCCUGUCGCACUUGAAGAUGACGCCCCAAACGAUGUUGCUGCCUUUGACCUGCAGCAAACGGCUGAGGAGGCGGAGGAGACCCAGAGCUGCGCGGGAACGGCAUCCGAAGUGGAUCCCGUAGCUGUGGAAGACGCCUCAGACGAGGAACAUAAGAUCACUGAGCAUCCCACUUCGAUUGCUGUGGACACCAAUGCGUCUGAGGCACAUUCAGUACCCUCCUCCCAACCAGAGGUGGUGUUGCAGGACCAGGACUCUCAGGUGAUGGCCGAUCCUCAAAACGUCUUUGAAGACGGACAGACGGAGAGUUCAACUGUAUGCACGGAUGCUGCCCUGUCAGCUGAUCUUCCCCAAGAGUGUCCCACUUCGAUUGCUGUGGACCCCAAUUCCUCUGAGGCUCAUUCAGCACCGUCAUUCCAACCAGUGGUGGUGUUGCUAGACCUGGACUCUCAGGUGACAGUCGAUCCUCAAAGCGUCUUUGAAGUCGUUGAAGAGGGACAGACAGAGGUGGUGUUGCUAGACCAGGACUCUCAGGUGACGGUCAAUCCUCAAAGCGUCUUUGAAGUUGUUGAAGACGUACAGACGGAGAGUUCGACUGUACACACGGAUGCUGCCCUGUCGGCUGAUCUUCCCCAAGCUCUGGGCAAAGACUGCGAUCAUACCAGUUAUGCAGUGGAUCUCCCUCUCCCUGAAGAACAGCCGGAGGAGUUUGACAGCUCUUUGGAAAUGCCAGGCAACGUGGAACUUGUUGCACUUGAAGAUGACGCCCCAAACGAUGUUCCUGCCACUGACCAGCAGCAAACAGCUGAGGAGGCGGAGGAGACCCAGAGCUCCGUGGGAACGGCAUCUGAAGUGGAUCCUGUAGCUGUGGAAGACACCUCACACGAGGAACAUAAGAUCACUGAGCAUCCCACUUCGAUUGCUGUGGACCCCAAUGCGUCUGAGGCUCAUUCAGUACUGUUAUUCCAACCAGAGGACCUGUUGGGUGAUCUCCAGACUGAUGCGGGUGUUGACAAUUUUGUUUCACUGCUAGUGUCACAAGCUGCUGUAUUAUUGAGUAAUGAGCUGGAUUCUGAUGACGUGGAGGAUGCAACGGAUCUACCUGCCACUGAAGAAGAGGUGGAGGAGACCCAGAAGGCAGGCGCAGGGGAAACGGUAGCUGUGGAAGAGGAGCCCAAGACAACUGAACUUGACAAAGAAUCCUCUGAUACCAAGGACACAGUUGAUCAUCUUUGCGGUGUCACAGGCACACUACGUGAGAUGGCUCUCGUCACCGGUGAAGACACCUCAGAAAAGCAGGAGCCUGACAUGUCUGAGGACCACAGCCCGACUGCAGUAGAUCUGAAAGCUGUGGCCUGGCUUGAACUUCUAGACUUCUCUCCAAAGCACAAGAUGGAAGCGGGGAGAGAGCGGUUGGAAUAUGGACGAGAGAGAGGGGACGUGAAUCUGAUUGAUCUGACCUCUGACACGGAAGACUCCGACACAGGCUCUGAGGACACGGUGAAAGAUGCCAAUGAAGACAAGACCUUGAUGGAGGACAUCAGCCAGUCAAUGGAGGAUCUCCUGAGUCGAGUGACCCAUCUCAGCCUACGGACAGAGAUGCCAUCAGAUGAUUAUGAUGAUCAGUGAUUCAGUGAUUUUUGUUUUUUCAUUCGUUUUGUGAUUCUCAAUAGUCAAUCAAGUACUAGGUUUGUUUUUUGGAAUAUCUGGAAUGUUUUUUUUUUGCAAUCUGGAAGUGUGACACAACAGUUUCUGUUUUCAUCUUUUUGAUACUAAUUUUGAGCCAAAGCUCAUUUGUUCUUUUGUCAGGAAAUAAAGAUGUUUAGUUUGAAAAGAAAUAAAUAAGCAUGUUGAUGUUC
This is a messenger RNA of Engraulis encrasicolus (European anchovy), 8207 nucleotides long. RefSeq names its product tudor domain containing 6 (gene tdrd6a). The transcript is spliced from 27 exons. Lineage: Eukaryota; Metazoa; Chordata; Actinopteri; Clupeiformes; Engraulidae. The coding region runs from base 70 to 7977 and encodes 2635 amino acids. The record is from RefSeq and is a predicted model, not a curated record.